GUAAUAAAAUGUGUAAUAAUGGAAAACAGGCAGCCAAAUUCAAAUGAUGUGAUAGUGCCAGAAUUAUACUUUCUCAUAUCAAAAUUUCUGACUAAUGGGCCACUGGAGGAGACAGCAAAGGUUCUGGUGCAGGAAUUGGAGCAAAAAAAGGUGCUGCCCAGACGUAUCGACUGGCAGGGCAAUGAACAUGACCAGACUUUUACUGAAUUGGAGCAAAAAUAUGCACACGUUGGGCCCAAUCAUCUGCUAGAGAUAUGCACUCGUCUUGGUCCGCUGAUAGAUCGAGAGCUGCCGCCCAGCGUGCCUGGCAUAAGCUCCUUGCUAGGCACUGGCCGUCAGAAUUUACUGCGCACGAAAGACACUGUCUAUCAACAUCGUUCGCUAAGGGAUUACUGCACACGACUGCAUGGAAUUUCUUUACCAGACUCAGCGCUUACCAAACCCGUGCACAAUCUAGCCCGUGUUAUAACUGGACGGGAACAUGGCGGACUGGUGCGCCGCAAAUUGCUGGUACCCACGGAAAUCUAUCGCAAGACGAAACUGCUGCGUCGCACUGUGGGACAUUUAUCGUCGGUUUAUUGCGUGUUGUUUGAUCGCACAGGACGCUAUAUUAUUACCGGCGCUGAUGACUUGCUCAUUAAGAUUUGGUCCGCCGCGGACGGGCGUCUGCUGGCCACUCUGCGUGGCGCGUCAGCUGAAAUUACGGAUAUUGCCAUUAAUUUGGAUAACACAAUGCUGGCCGCUGGUUCCGUAGAUCGCAUUUUACGCGUUUGGGAUAUGCAGACUACCUCGCCAAUUGCUGUGCUUGCCGCUCACACGGGCAUGAUAACCUCUGUGAAUUUUUGCCCCUCACCGCGCAGCGAUCUCAAGUACUUAGUAACCACCAGCACAGACGGCUCCAUAGCUUUCUGGCAGUAUUCAACGCCACGAGGGCAGAAAAUAACAUUUGCUCCGCGGCCCACACAAUACCAUGAGAAGCUGCGUCCUGGACAGGCGCAAAUGAUGUGCACAACAUUUUCACCGGGCGGUAUGUUCCUAGCUGCCGGCUCAGCGGAUCAUCAUGUGCGCGUAUAUAUGAUGGCUGAAGAUGGACCAAAGCGAAUACUGGAAACAGAGGCAUACACUGAUGCAGUAGAUUCAGUGCAGUGGUCACAUCGCGGCCUGCGUUUCAUAUCGGGCAGCAAAGACGGCACCGCACAUAUUUGGACCUUUGAGUCACAGCAAUGGAAGAGUAUAAAGCUCUGUAUGACGGAGCGCUUGGCCAGUUGUCCAGAGCCUGAGGAAGGCAAAAAGUUAAAGGUUACUAUGGUUGCCUGGGAUGCCUCGGAUCGUUAUGUUAUCACUGCCGUUAAUGAUUUCACAAUCAAAAUCUGGGACUCGAAAUCAGCCAAACUGCAUCGCGUGUUGCGUGGCCACAAGGAUGAGCUGUAUGUGCUAGAGUCCAAUCCUCGCGAUGAACAUGUGCUGCUCUCUGCUGGCCACGAUGGCCAAGUGUUUCUCUGGGAUAUCGAGCAGGGCGUGGGCGUGGCACAGUUUUUCAACGACAUUGAUGGCCAGGGCCAUGGCAGCGUUUUCGAUGCCAAAUGGUCACCAGAUGGCACUAUGAUUGCCGCCACAGACUCCCAUGGUCAUAUAAUUAUCUUUGGGCUGGGCAUAGGCAUAGAAAAGUACAAAUUGCUGCCCAACGAGCUGUUUUUCCACACAGACUUUCGUCCUUUACUGCGUGAUGCACAUCAUCAUGUGGUAGAUGAACAGACACAAAUUAUGCCGCAUUUAAUGCCACCGCCAUUUCUUGUCGAUGCCGAUGGCAAUCCGCAUCCCUCAAAAUAUCAGCGCUUUGUACCCGGGCGUGAAAACUGCAGCAUGGAUCAGUUGAUACCUAAUCUAACAGUGGGUAUUGAUGGUGUUGUCAUAGAGGAUAAUUUAAAUGCAGCUGUCGAAGCAGUGGCACCACCCGCAGCACCCGGAGCAGCCGCUGCUCCUUCUGCAGCUGCUGCUGCUGCAGCGGCGGUAAACUAUUCGCACAUAGAUCGCAUGAUCGCUGCCUUGGCCAAUCGUCAGGGUGGCAACAAUGCUAACAAUGCCAAUGCGAAUGCCAAUGAUGGAAAUGCCAGCAAUGCAAAUCAAUUCGAGCGUUUAAUUAUGCGUCAGGGUCAAGAUCAACUGCCAGAUUCCAAUUCUAAUCGCAAUACGCCGCAACGUGGCAAUGUGCUGGGAAGCAGACGUUCCAUAGGUGAGAGUACGCCACGCCAAAACUGGGGAGCACAACGUGCCGGAGUAGGAGCACCUUUGGGCCAUUUACCAGAGCAGGAACAGCCACCUCCAGCAGCGGCACAAGCGCUACCUCUUAAAUUUGUGCGUCGCACAUAUGUGCGUCCCAUGAAGUAUGCGCAGCUGCAGAAUCUCAAGCAGACCAUAUACUCCGCCGGCCAGUUCGAAAUGCAGGAGUAUAAGCGUGAAAUGCGACGUCGUCCAAUUAUGAUAAACACAGCCAGUGCCGCCUCCACGCAACAAGCAGGUCUGAGUAGAUCGCGUAAUACACGCGCCAAUGGAGUGUCGCGUGCGGGACGACGACGUGGACAGCAAGCUCAACAGCCGGGUGCUGGACAACAACCAGCUUAUCGCACGCGCGCUGUGCGCAAUGAGGAGCAACAAUAUGAUGAUGAUGCAGCUGCUGCAGCACCUGCGCUGCAUGAGGAGGAGGAAGAGGAUGUUAGCAGUAAUAGUUCGGGCGACACCAGCUACUCCAAUGUGGAGGAUCAUCUAGAGGAUAGCAGCGAUGACUCUGAAACGGAUAGCUCCGACUAUUCCGACUGGGUGGCCGAUACGCCAGGUCCCAAUUUGGAGCCACCCAAGCGUUCCAAGCGCAAGCCGCUCUCACGACGUCCCACCUUCAACGAUGACAGCAGCGAUGAUGCGGAGGCAGGCCAAGGAGCAGGCAGCGGUGCUCAAAAGAAGCGCGGACGCAAGCGUGUGGUCAUACCACCUACCACUGGUGAAAUACCAGAGCUGUAUCGUCCAGCCGAAUGGCUUUCAGAGGUUAUACCACGCAAGGCGCCCUAUUAUCCUCAAAUGGGUGAUGAGAUUGUCUACUUUCGUCAGGGUCAUCAGCGCUAUCUGGACGCAGUUCGUCUGAAAAAGGUCUACAAGCUAUCGCAUAAUGUCGAGCCAGGCAACUUUCGCGAUCACGAACUGGUGCGUGUGAUUGGCAUUAAAUACGAAAUACGCCCGCCGCGUCUCUGCUGCCUCAAGCUGGCCAUCAUAGAUGAGGACGGCAAUAUGACAGGCACUACAUUCAAAAUCAAGUAUCAUGAUAUGCCGGAUGUGCUGGACUUCUUGGUGCUGCGUCAGACUUUUGAUUUGGCUGUGCAGCGUAACUGGAGCAUUGGCGACAGAUUUCGUUGCAUGAUUGGUGAUGGCUGGUGGAUGGGGCAGAUUGAGUCCCGUCAUGCACUCUCUGCUGACUUUCCCGAUUCCUUUUUUAUGUGUUUCCGUGUGCGUUGGGAUAAUGGCGAAUAUGAGUACAUGAGUCCCUGGGAUAUGGAGCCUAUUGAUGAGGAGCGUUUGCCAGAUGAAGUGGGCGGCGCUGUACCUGUGCUGCCAGAAGAAAUACGCGCUACAUUGUAUCAGCCCAAGUCUGAGGAAUGGCAUCGUGGUGAUCGUGAUGGCACCUGCAGACGCAUCAUCAACGGACUCGAACAGGUCAUGCGUUUAUCUAUUGCUGAGCACUUUCUGGCGCCUGUCGAUCUCAACAUCUAUCCAGACUAUGCUUAUUUAAUAGAGUACCCCAUCGACUUAACCACCAUCAAGUCCAGAUUUGAGAAUCACUUUUAUCGCCGCAUUACUUCAGCGCAGUUUGAUGUUCGCUACUUGGCCACCAAUGCGGAGCAAUAUAAUCGACGACAUACCAAUAUUGUCAAACACGCGCGCAUUGUUACCGAUUUAUGUUUGCGCAUUAUACGUGAUGCGGAUGAAAUUGAUGUAGCUGCUGUCUAUCAUCAAUUGGUGGAUGUUUAUCAUUCCUCGGACUCGGAAGCUGAGGUAGACUCUGAUGUGGUGCCUUCCACCAGCACAGGACCAACAACCUCAGCAGCUGCUGCACGUCAACAUGUAUCCUCAACGCGACGCUCGAAUCGCAUACGCUCUGAUGGCGACUGGCGUUCCGAAUGCCGUCAGCUGUUGGAUUUAAUGUCCCAGCGACCGGACUCCUUACCUUUUCGCGAGCCUGUGGAUACAAUUGAGUUUCCAGAUUAUUUGGAAAUCAUUGCCACGCCCAUGGAUUUGCGUACAGUUAAGGAGGAUCUGCUGGGAGGCAACUAUGAUGAUCCCAUGGACUUUGCCAAGGACGUGCGCCUGAUAUUUGUCAAUUCCAAAAACUAUAAUACCAACAAACGGUCACGGAUUUAUGCCAUGACAUUGCGCUUGAGUGCGUUGUUUGAGUCGCAUAUAAAGACCGUGAUUACGAAUUGGAAGGCGGCACGCAGACGCGCCAAUAAGAAUAAAUCUGGCAGCAGUGGGCGUGGCUCGAGCAGUCCCAGCAAGCGUACAACCACAGAGCGUGCCACACGCCGCACUCAGAAGCCGUCCAAAGCUAACAGACGCUUGUCCCUACAUAGCAGCGAUGAGGAGGAGGAGGAAGAAGAUGAUGACGACGAUGAUGAUGAUGAUGAUGGUGCACAGCAGCAGUCAACAUCACGUGCUGCAGCACAACGUGGCGGCAACAGGCGUCGCAAUGGCGUUGCCGUUAGUGCCAGCAACUCGGGCUCGAAUCGUGUCACUAGCUCAUCCUCAAAUCAGCAAAGGCGUCAUGCUGCAGCAUCAGAAAGCGAGGAAGAGGAGGAGGAGGAUGAUGAUGAGGAUGCUGAAACUACUUCAGAUGGCAGCAGCGAUGAUGAUGCACACUCCCACGAAAGUUCGCCACAGCAGACAUCGAGUCGUCGUGGUCGAGCAGUGCGUCGACGCAUCAUCGAUGACGAUGAAGAUGAGCAUAAUGACUCUGAGGAGAGCUAUAAUCCCACCGAGCGACGCAGCAGACGUGCCGCUGGCUCCAAACGCAAACGAGGCCAUCAAGCAAGACAUGCGAGCAAACGACAUCGUCGCGAUGCAGCUGCAAGUGCCAAUGCUGCACCCCCGAGACGCACACGUCGCCUGCUUGGCAGCUCCGAGGAGGAACAUCACACAGGAGUUUCGCAGCACGAUGAGAGCACGCAGGACAGUCAAACGCCACGCAAGAGCGGAAGACAUGCUAGAGGAAAGCCUGCUGCCGCCUUAAGCAAUGGACCCAGCACCAGUGCAGCGGCGGCGGCAGCGUCCUCAGCCGGCUCUAGCCAUGAGAGUCCUUUGCGCAGCAAGCGUGCCAACGGUGGCCGCUCGCAGAAUGCGGCUGAGAAUGAUCACAGCUAUCAUCUGCCAGUGCGCAAUGGACGCAUCAUCGAGUCGGAUACAGAUUCACAUGGACCAGUGGGACGACCAACACGUCAAAGCGCCAAGCGUGCGCUAAUGGAUUGGGCACGUGGCAGUGACAUUGAGGAGGAGGACGAAGAAGAGGAAAGCGAAGAGGCUGAAGAGAUACUACCUACACCCACACCCACAAAGGACGAUGUGCCCUCGACAAGUCGUGCGGCCUUAAGUCUGGCAACAGGUGGCGCAACCACAUCACGGCAGCUGCGUACAAAUCGCAAUACCUUGGUGACUGCGCCGCCAGAUAGCGAUGAUGAUGAUGAUAGUGAUAAUGAACCCUUAGCACACAAUCAGCAAAAGACUGCCAGCGGCGCUCGGAGCAGCACAGUAGCACCACAUCCGCUGUCACUGCGACGUCGCCUGCCUUCACCACCCGCUCGCAGUGUGCAUAUGACACGUUCACAUGCCACAUCCACCACAACCAGCAGCAGUCAACAGCAGCAGCAACAGUCUGCUGCGGAGCCUACCAUGACCACUCAUGAUCAUAAUUAUUUGGGCACUGAGUCUGCAGCGGCAGCCAGAGCGCCACGACGCAUUCUAUCGCGUCAUCAGCGCAAUGCGGAUGAGCUAGACACAAGCCUGGAUCCGCUGAACAACUCGCGUAUUAUGAAUUUGCUAAAUCCAAGUCGACGACGUCCCACCUCCACCACAGAUAAUGGCAAUACACGCCAACUGCGUGCGCGUAAUAGCCAGGAACAUUCGCAACCAGAGGACGAGGAGGAGGAGGAAGAGGACGAUGAGGAUGCAGCUGCCACCAAUGAGGGCACAGAUGGCGGCUCUAGCGAUAACGAUGAUGACGUCGAGGUGGCCGAAGAAGAUGCUACCGCUAGCGACUCGGAAGACAAUCAGCCGCUAACCAGCUACGUUUCACCCAGCAAUGGACGCCCACGACGCAAAACCAAAACUUCAAGCUCAUCAGCAGCCACAACUGCGGCACCGGAACGUGAGAAGCGUCAACUGCGACGUCCGCGUGCCGCCUCCGAUAAUUCGCUCAACAACGAUGAAGAUUAUGCUUCUUCGCGUAGUCGCUCAAACCGAUUGCGUAGCAAUCAACGCAACGGACGCAACCAAAAGCGACCACGCUACAACGAGGAAAGCGAUGAGGAGGAUGUGCCGCCGGCGUACAGCCAGCAGCAGCGCAAGCGCUUGAGAAACGGCGAUAUGCAUGCUGCUGGCAGCAACAGCUCGCAGGAGGAAGAUCAGCCGACAGGAGAUAGCACUGAUGCGAAUAGCGAUGAUGAUGAUGAUGAUGAGCAGCUGGUGAGCGUGAGUAGUCGUGGGCGUGUGCGCAAAAUCUCAGCCAAAGCGCGCGGCAUAUUUAAGGAUUGAAAUAUUAUCGUUUGAAUUUUUCUUUUGGGCGCUGGCAGCGCUGCGCUCAAGACUGUUUUAUGUAUAAAAAAAAUAAUUAUAAUUGCAAGUAGAGAAUGAAAGAAAAACAAGGGAGAGAGCAAAUAAUACUUGCUACAUUUGCUGCUAAUUAUUGAUUAAUGUGUAAGCGUAAAUUCAUUGUCAUUGUCAUAACGUUGGGUGUACUCCCCCUACCUACCACCACUCCCCCUUCAUCAGCACCCUGCGCUUGCCCGCUUUAGGCUUAAGUAAAUUGUGUUCUCAUUUGUAAACGUAUAAUUCAUUCUUUCUCUCACACUCACACACACAUAACAUCUUUAAAUGUUUCGAAGUUCUUAGUUCUUAUUUUAUACAACGUUAUAUAUAUAUAUUUUUUUUGCUGGCCCCCACGUGCCACAGUUGGUUGCAGCUACAUUUGUACAUGUAGCGCGUGCAACUGUGCGUGCAACGCUGCCGCCACAAAUGUGUAUGUAUUUUCUAUAAUAUAUAUAUAUAAUAAACAUAUAAUUAAAAAAGGUAGCA
Messenger RNA from Drosophila busckii, 7329 nucleotides. It is a transcript of the gene BRWD3, whose product is annotated as bromodomain and WD repeat-containing protein 3. Gene Ontology annotation, molecular function: protein binding. Gene Ontology annotation, cellular component: nucleus. Gene Ontology annotation, biological process: regulation of cell shape; regulation of transcription by RNA polymerase II; cytoskeleton organization. NCBI's taxonomy places the organism in Eukaryota, Metazoa, Arthropoda, Insecta, Diptera, Drosophilidae. The transcript has 15 exons. The record is from RefSeq and is a predicted model, not a curated record. Bases 19 to 6789 code for a protein of 2256 amino acids.